AUGAACUCCUACCCCUUAGAAGUCAAGGAGCCUAUCCCACAGAGUACGAGGAAUGACUUAUUUUCUGAUGAUCACAGUUCUAGGUUUUGUUCCUUUUGCUAUGGAUUAUCUUUUCUCAUCCACUCCUGUAACUUUAUAGUAAUGACACAACACUCAUGUCUGAGCCUCACUAUGGUGGCAAUGGUGAACACCACAUAUCCACAUCGGUUGCACAACACCUCAGUAAAUGAGCUGCCAGCUAACGUCAGGAAUCCCAUGUAUAAUUGGAGCCCAGAAAUUGAGGAGAUCCUUGCUUUAAAGAUGACAAAACUAUCUAGGAUGGAUGGUGUCCUUUGUGUCUUUUCAUUAGAGUUUCUGCUGGGACCCUUCAUUGUCCUGCUGUUGACUGGAUUCAUCUGUCAGUUCCUGGGCUGGCCCAUUGUCUUCUAUAUUUUUGGUGCUUGUGGCUGUGCCUUAUGUCUUCUCUGGCUAAUUCUGGUUUAUGAUGACCCAAAGGACCAUCCAUCUAAGAUCAGGGAGAAGGAGUUCAUCAUCUCUUCCCUUGCCCAGCAAAAUGGACUGCUGUCUGCCCUCCCCUAUUUGUUUGCGUAGAUCUGUGAUAUUCUAGCAGUUCAGAUGGCAGACUUCAUUUUGCCCAGGAAUAUUCUCAAAGCAGUUACCAUCCGAAAACUCUUUACCACGGUAGGACUUCUCUUCCCUUCCUCCUUCAGUAUGUGCCUGCUUUACCUGAGUUCCAGCUUCCACUGCACUAUCAUUUUCCUGAUACUUGCUAGUGCAACAAGAAGGUUCAGUGUGCCAGGAAUGAUUAUAAAUGCCUUGGAUAUUGCUCCCAGGAAGGGUUUUAAAAAAUAUUAUGGAUUUCUUCAAAGAAUUACAAAUCUAACUGGAAUAACAGGAGGACUAAUUGCUUCCACUCUGACUGGAAUAAUCAAAUAUCCCUGGUUUAAAGUCUUCUCUCUCAUGACAGCCAUUAGUGUGAUAAGCCUCAUUUUCUACCUUAUAUUUGGUGAAGCAGAAAUCCAGGAGUGGGCUCUAGAAAGACAACAUACACGCCUCUAA
This is a messenger RNA of Trichechus manatus latirostris (Florida manatee), 1059 nucleotides long. Its product is annotated as sodium-dependent phosphate transport protein 1. Gene Ontology annotation, cellular component: plasma membrane. Gene Ontology annotation, molecular function: transmembrane transporter activity. NCBI's taxonomy places the organism in Eukaryota, Metazoa, Chordata, Mammalia, Sirenia, Trichechidae. The record is from RefSeq and is a predicted model, not a curated record. Gene Ontology annotation, biological process: monoatomic anion transport.